UUUCUCUUUCUGGGUGCUUUUCGUCUUUUCCCGGCCAUGCCCGAACCGGCCAAGUCCGCGCCCGCCCCGAAGAAGGGCUCCAAGAAGGCGGUGACCAAGGCGCAGAAGAAGGACGGCAAGAAGCGCAAGCGCAGCCGCAAGGAGAGCUACUCGGUGUACGUGUACAAGGUGCUGAAGCAGGUGCACCCCGACACCGGCAUCUCGUCCAAGGCCAUGGGCAUCAUGAACUCGUUCGUCAACGACAUCUUCGAGCGCAUCGCGGGCGAGGCGUCGCGCCUGGCGCAUUACAACAAGCGCUCGACCAUCACGUCCAGGAUCCAGACGGCCGUGCGCCUGCUGCUGCCCGGGGAGCUGGCCAAGCACGCCGUGUCCGAGGGCACCAAGGCCGUCACCAAGUACACCAGCGCCAAGUAGACUUGCCAAGUAAGCGUGUUUAAAACUUAACCCAAAGGCUCUUUUCAGAGCCACUAAGUUGUCGGCAAUAGAGCUGCAAAUACACGGUCAGAAUUUGGCUUGGGUUCAGGCAGUUGCUUGGAGGCGGUUGUGAGGAUUCCAUUGCACUGAGUAAUGCGUGCCGUGCUCGUAACCGCCUUUGGCCAGAAGGAAACCGGAUAGACCGUGCGGUGUCCGCAGCGUGCAUGUAGCAAACAGCGCCCUUAACGGACGUUAACACAAGUGUGUUUGUGUGUGAGCACAAAAGGAUUCCUGCCUCUGGCGCGAAAAUGGAUUGUUUGGUUGUGUGCGAGAGUGGCUUCCUGUUUAAAUCCUAACAGCCUGGGUCUUACCAGCCUUCCUCCGUUGCGGUUCUAGUCUGUGUUUAUGUAUUAUCAGUUUAGUCCCCAGUGAUCUCCCGAAGUCGGCCUUUUAGCUCAGCAGUUUUGUCAUGUCCGAGGCGGUUCCGCAUGGCGGAAGGGACAUUAAAUUGGCAGAACAAUGCUUUCAUCCAGCUUUAAAAACUUGGCCUCUCCGGCGCAUGGGAUCUGAGCCAUGCCAGACUACCGUGGGGAGAAGUCUGCAAAGAAAAGAAAAACAGCUUGUUCUGAGUUAAGAAAUGGAAUACUAGGGCACACACACACAACAAAGGUGACCUGGCUAACCUGGCUGGCUUUCUAGUUUGUCAUACAUACGGCUAGAGAGAUAAAUGAUGGGUGGUGUAAUGGGGAGAAACAAGGGCACAUAAGUAACAGGUGGAAUCUUGUGCCUCCAAUAAUUUGAGCAAAUUAAAGUCUGUGCAACUGUUUGCUUGUUUGUACGAGAACAUUGUUCUGAGCUUUGUGACUUUUAAGCUGCUAAAUUCUCUGCUCUCCAGAGAGACAAUAUGAGAUCUGUGUGCAAAGAGAGAGAAUAAAAGUGACUUUCUCAGGCCCACAAUCAGACCUCCUGUAGAAGAGACUGGAAUGACUGGAUCAGAUUGGGAUAGUCAGAGGCACAUCUUGUACCUGUCCCGGCACUUCCCACAGUUCUCCACGAAAGGAAGGACCAGGACUGCAACCCACUCUUUGUGAUGGCUCCUCUAGCUACCCAGAGUGCUUAAAAAUUAACAGGUUUGGGUUAUAGAAUAUAACAUUUGUGAGUUGGUUGUUUGACUUGGCUGUCAAUACCUGUAUUUUGCCAUUUUAAAAUGAGAAUAAUAAAACCUAUUUCAGAAGAUUA
Ailuropoda melanoleuca (giant panda) is the source of this 1653-nucleotide messenger RNA. Its product is annotated as histone H2B type 1-K. The record is from RefSeq and is a predicted model, not a curated record. Gene Ontology annotation, cellular component: nucleosome. Lineage: Eukaryota; Metazoa; Chordata; Mammalia; Carnivora; Ursidae. Gene Ontology annotation, molecular function: DNA binding; protein heterodimerization activity; structural constituent of chromatin.